AGCCACCAUUGAAUCUACCUGCGACAGGACCGCUUGAGAGGGAGAGAGAGAGAGAGAGAGAGAGAGAGAGAGAGAGAGAGAGAGAGAGAGAGAGAGAGAGAGAGAGAGAGAGAGAGAGAGAGCGAGAGCGAGAGAGAGAGAGAGAGAGAGAGAGAGAGAGAGAGAGAGAGAGAGAGAGAGAGAGAGAGAGAGAGAGAGAGAGCGAGAGAGAGAUAGAUAGAUAUAGAGAGAUAGAUAGAUAGAUAGAGAGAGAGAGAGAGAUAGAGAGA
Molecule: messenger RNA, 269 nt
Organism: Closterium sp. NIES-67
Lineage: Eukaryota; Viridiplantae; Streptophyta; Zygnematophyceae; Desmidiales; Closteriaceae
Source: the annotation of a GenBank genome assembly